ACGAGCUGUCAAAAGCGUCACAUUUGUUCGGAAUUUCGUGGCCGCCAUUUUCGCGGCAAUUUCAAAGUCCUCGGGUCAUGGUCAAUAUUUCGGCCACAGACCCCCCAAAUGGACCCAAAGGAAGAUGAAACUUGGCAAAUACGCAGGGUAGGCCCUGCUGCUACAUGUCGGAAUGUACUCAACAUCAUGAAGUUAAAGAUCGGCGUCAACAGUUUCGGUAGAAGUCCAAAUAAUGAUUUCUUCUUGGACUCUAAAAUACUUAAAAACUUCAUCUCCCGCCACCAUGCCGUCAUCAUCGGCGAAACAAGAGACGGCGGAAGUGAUGUGUUCUUCCUUCAGGAAAAGGGUCUGAACGGAACCUUCAUCAACGAUGUCAGGAUCAAGGGAUCAAGUAUUCUUACCGAGGGUGACAAGAUCACUUUCGGACACACAAAUGGUUACAAGAUCGAGCCGGGCCAGUACUCUCGCCAGCUUCACUCCGAGUUCCAGUUUAUGUUUGAGAAGUUCCAGAAGCGCCAUGAGCUGCCCAAGCACCAGGGCCUGGACAGUGUGGAGUACCACCAAACCAGGACGUGUUGUGGCACCCGCAAACUGCCCUCCUCGCCGGAGUACGACCGCAGCGAGUGUUGUGACACGUUGGACAAACAGGGUGCUUUACGAACGUGUAGAUCUCCCACCAUUCAGGAACACACACUGCCAGCCAGCCCAACCAUACCUGUCACAAGAGGGGAAGAAAACGAUUUAGAAAGUGGUAGAUUGAAAAAUGUAAGUACUGAUUGUCCAACCCCCAAAGUGUGUCAUGUGCGGAAAAGUGCGUCAACACCCGAAGUGCCAGAUUUCAUGGAAGAAGUGGAGAUUCUUGGAGCAGCAGAUUCAGCCGAAAGUCACACUGAAUGUUCUGAGGGUAACUGUGGUAACGUAAGUGAAGUCGACCAAUCAAAUCAAUGCAAAAGUCCUGUGUUAACCAAUGGGAAUUCAGGAGAAGCAUCUAGUCAAGAUGAAGAGGUGGACAGUCCUAAGGCUUUUGUCAAAGACGUUCAAGGGGAACGCGAGACAUUCCAAACCAAAUCAAAUUUAAGUGACCACUGUGACUUUAACAAAAGUGAAGAUGAAAAUGGCUCAGACGUGCCUGUCGCAAGAACUGAGGAUGUGUCGCCUUGUAAACAGGGCGAUGCAAGUUUGGAAAUGAGUGAAAUGAAAGGGCCAGCGAAUACAAAACGGAAGUGCAAUUCCCGACCGAACAGUGCUAAGAGUUCCAGUAGUUACGAUGAGUGUGAUGGGGAUGGCAAGGGGGGUCGGAAUAUCUGGAGUAUUAUGUCCGACAGUAACGAUGACGCCAUGAAAGAUAGCUCCGCACCUAGUCCCAUGGGCGAGUCCUACGACCAAUCUCAUAAUCCAGUCAUUCACCAACAAGAUGGGUCAUGUGACACCCUCACAAACAAUGAGACUCUUGCCUUUGGACAAUCGUUUUUCACUGAUGCUGUACAGAACUCUAACUUCAGGAAGGACCACGACGGUGAAACCAACUCUAUGUUCAGUGAGGACAGUGAUAGAGAGCGAUGUCUCCAGUUUCUCCAUGUGCAAGUGUCCAGUUUGUUGGGGUCACUCAGUGCAGACGAUAAUAAGACCGGCAAAUCAUCAGACACCAGGACCAGCGGUCAGCCAGGCUCCAACCCCAACAAGAGGAGGAAAGCAAGGCGUUUCGCGCCACGCACCAAGAGGACGCGGGUGAGACUGACAGAUGAUGAGAAACUGGAGGAUGGCGUGGAGUGGUAUGAGGAAGAGACCUGUGCAGCCCCGGACUGCAGCAAGCCCAGAGACCGCAGGGUGCAAUGGGUCCAGUGUGAUGACUGUGACAAAUGGUUCCAUACUGUGUGUGCUGGUUGUCGCUAUGACGACGUCAAAGACUCAACAAAGCAGUUUCACUGUGGUUGUGGUUAGGUCGCAGAGGUCAGAAGACCAAAGGUCACAGGGGUCAGAGAGCAAAAGGUCACAGAUACAAAAAUACAUCACAGAUAAUCAAUCAAAGCUCAAUCAUUGAUGCUUCUUGCUAAUGCAGAAAGCAGGCUCGAUAAAUACUCAUCGAUUAUUGAAAUUGUUUUGCUGCUUGUUACCAUGGUUACUGUCACAAUAGGCUAAUUAUGAAUGCUUGAUGAAUGUUGCUGAAUUUGUAUUUUCACUGUAGAUACGAAUUGUGGUAUGGCUUUUUUUUUUCAAUAUCUGAUUUUAAUAUUGCAAGGGCAGGGAUGAUUAUAGAUCUGGCCUUUGAUAGGUUAGAUGGGCGGACCAUAUAACACAUCAGCAACCAUUUGAAAACAGAAAUUGACUGGACUCUAAGUUUCUUAUGAUUGCGCUUCGAAGAUGAGGAAUACCCACUUUUCCCUUUACCGUUCUGCAUUGAAAGCACUGCCUUAUAAUGUCAUUGGAUAGUAAGGGCCAAAUUUUUUAACAGACAUUUGUGUGUUGUAAUUUAUCCAGGGAAAGUGGCAACCGGGAUCUAGGGUAACAUCCUGAUAGCUGGUGCAUCAGGAGAUCUCAGCGGUUCAGUUUUGAAAUAUGCUAGAAGAUAGGGAUGG
Molecule: messenger RNA, 2576 nt
Organism: Haliotis rufescens (red abalone)
Lineage: Eukaryota; Metazoa; Mollusca; Gastropoda; Lepetellida; Haliotidae
Exons: 9
Coding region: 109-1941 (610 amino acids)
Biological process (GO): regulation of gene expression
Cellular component (GO): nucleus
Molecular function (GO): protein binding
Source: RefSeq, a predicted model, not a curated record